AUGGAGAGGGGGUGUGGCCUUCACAGGGCGAAACAAUAAAUACCGAUUGCAAAUUUGUUCGGCCCAGCUCACACAUUUGAGUUCUGGAACAGAAGUGCAGAGGCUACUCACAAACGAGGACAAGAAAUUCAGGCAAAAUGGUGAAAGUUGGAGUCAAUGGAUUUGGGCGUAUCGGUCGCCUGGUUACCCGUGCUGCUUUCCAUUCCGGAAAGGUCCAGGUUGUGGCCAUCAAUGACCCCUUCAUUGACCUGGACUACAUGGUCUACAUGUUCAAGUAUGACUCCACCCACGGACGUUUCCAUGGUGAGGUGAAGGCUGAGGGCGGAAAGCUCCACAUCGCUGGCCACGUCAUCACCGUGUUCCAUGAGAGGGACCCCACCAACAUCAAAUGGGGUGAGGCUGGUGCCGACUACGUGGUGGAAUCCACUGGUGUCUUCACCACCAUUGAGAAGGCCUCUACUCACCUGAAGGGAGGUGCCAAGAGGGUCAUCAUUUCCGCCCCCAGUGCUGAUGCUCCCAUGUUUGUGAUGGGUGUCAACCAUGAAAAAUAUGACAACUCCCUGAAGGUUGUCAGCAAUGCCUCCUGCACAACCAACUGCCUGGCUCCCCUGGCCAAAGUCAUCAAUGACAAAUUCACAAUUGUUGAGGGACUCAUGAGCACAGUACACGCCAUCACGGCUACCCAGAAGACCGUGGACGGGCCCUCUGGCAAGCUGUGGAGGGACGGCCGUGGUGCCAGCCAGAACAUCAUCCCCGCCUCCACUGGUGCCGCCAAGGCUGUGGGCAAGGUGAUCCCUGAGCUGAACGGCAAGCUGACCGGUAUGGCCUUCCGUGUUCCCACUCCCAACGUGUCCGUGGUUGACCUGACUGUCCGUCUGGAGAAACCAGCCAAGUAUGAUGACAUCAAGAAGGCGGUUAAGGAAGCGGCAGAAGGACCCAUGAAGGGCUUUCUGGCAUACACAGAAGACCAGGUGGUAUCCACCGACUUCAAUGGGGACAUCCACUCCUCCAUCUUUGAUGCUGGCGCUGGUAUUGCGCUCAAUGAGCACUUUGUUAAGCUUGUCUCAUGGUACGACAAUGAGUUCGGCUACAGCAACCGCGUCGUUGACCUGAUGGUCCACAUGGCCUCAAAGGAGUAGAGCUACCAGCAGACUCAUCUCCUCUCCUUGAUUGGACUCUCCAUCAGACUGCCUGUGAACACAUACAAAUUCAAGCUGUGUUCAUUUCUUUUGUACUAAAAAUAAGCCCUGUUCUGUUCAGUGUGAGGUCAAUUGCAUUCAAAAUCGAACGCAAUUCAAAUUUCGGUUUGGUCCCGUUAGACUGCACAGUUUGUCAUCAAAAUAAAGUCCUCUGUUUGUGAGUAAA
Conger conger (European conger) is the source of this 1365-nucleotide messenger RNA. RefSeq names its product glyceraldehyde-3-phosphate dehydrogenase (gene gapdh). Gene Ontology annotation, molecular function: NADP binding; oxidoreductase activity, acting on the aldehyde or oxo group of donors, NAD or NADP as acceptor; NAD binding. NCBI's taxonomy places the organism in Eukaryota, Metazoa, Chordata, Actinopteri, Anguilliformes, Congridae. Gene Ontology annotation, biological process: glucose metabolic process. The coding region runs from base 138 to 1139 and encodes 333 amino acids. The record is from RefSeq and is a predicted model, not a curated record. The transcript is spliced from 12 exons.